UCAUCCUAAUCUCAAAUAGGUCAGUAGAGUUAUUUUUUUUCUUUUCAUUAUUUUAGUUGUUUUGAUUUGUAGACACAGACAUUGUUUAGACACUGGCCUCUUGAUUGGUCCUUGUGUUUAUUUUUGAGCCAAUCAGAGUCCACUAUUAGGUUUACUACGACGCGAAAUGACUGCUGAAGCGCAACCGACAACUUUUUCUUGUCCGAACUCUUCCUUGUUCGAAUGAAAUAUCUUUUGUUAUAUCACCUGUUAUUUUCCUUUUUAAUGGAAGAAGAAAGGAAAAGCGCUCUGUUUAAACCAAGACAAUAAGGAAACGCUACGGAGGACCAUCAAUCUCGUCGCCCACUUGGAAAUUAACAAAUCCCUGGGAAUUAAAUCAUUGCAGCGAAUAACUAUAGACCCUGGCCCAGUAAAUAUGAUUUUGUUGGUGAUUUACCGGCUUUUUUGCGAAGGGGAAGUUGUAUUAGGCUAGGGGGCUACAUUUGCAUUCAUUUUACUUCAUUUAUUGUGCAGUUCAAGAAAUUCCGCAAGAUUGGACUGUGGACUGAGGGGCUUUAGCACCUGAACAAAUCUAUCUAUACAUGUCCUCAUCAUGAUAUACUGAUUGUUCACGAAAUAACUUUUGCUGGGUAUAAGAAUGGCGGGGAUUCUGAAGAUGCUCGCCUUGUGUGCAGCGCUACCAUGGUUCACGGGGCCAGCGUGCGCUCAGACUCCGGAAGUGGUCUGCCUGGGCACGAAGAACGGCCUGAGUAUGACGGGCUCCACUGAAGAGCAGUACAAACGCCUCAAGGAAAUGUACACCGGUUGCGAGAUCGUCAUGGGCAACCUGGAGAUCACUCACAUGGAACACACUCGCAACCUCUCCUUUUUCCAGUCUAUCAGGGAGGUGACUGGGUACGUGCUGAUUGCCCUGAACCAGCUCAACCGGCUGCCUCUGGACCACCUACGUGUAAUCAGAGGGACUUCUCUGUACGAAAGCAAAUACGCCCUGGCUUUGCUGGUGAACUACCAGAAGGACGGGGUUUAUGGCCUGAAGGAACUGGGGCUAACACACCUCACUGAGAUUCUGAAUGGUGGCGUUCAGAUAAUCCAGAAUCAGUUCCUGAGCUAUGCACCAGAGGUGAACUGGCAGGACAUAGUGAGUGGGGCUGAGGUCACAAUCAAGGAGAAUGGCCCUCAAAUGCCAUGUCACCAGUCAUGUGAGGGGCCGUGCUGGGGCCCUGGGAAUGACUCCUGCCAGAUUUUGACUAAGACGGUGUGUGCGCCUCAGUGUAAUGGCCGCUGCUUCAGCCCCAGCCCCAGUGCCUGCUGUCACAUGGAGUGUGCCGGAGGAUGCUCAGGCCCCCUGGACACAGACUGCUUUGCUUGCCGAAACUUCAACAACUCUGGCUCCUGCGUCUCCCAGUGUCCCCAGGCGUUCAUCUACAACAAAGAGAAAUACAAGAUGGAGGCCAACCCCAACGCCAAGUAUCAAUAUGGCUCCAUCUGUGUCUCUCAGUGCCCCACAAACUUCCUGGUUGAUGGUAGUUCUUGUGUGAGCCGUUGUCCUCCAGACAAAACAGAGGUGGAGAAGGAGGGAAUGAAGAGGUGUGAGCCCUGUGAGGGCCUCUGUCCAAAAGCUUGUAUGGGCACUGGUGGUUCUGAGGCUCGCCAAACAGUGGAUGCCCAGAACAUUGACAGCUUUAUAAACUGUACAAAGAUCCAGGGCAGCCUGCACUUCCUGGUCACAGGCAUUGAGGGUGACCCAUAUAAGAAAAUCCCUCCUCUUGAUCCAAACAAGCUGAAAGUCUUCAGCACCGUCAGAGAGAUCACAGAUAUCCUGAGUGUGCAGUCAUGGCCUAAAGAGAUGCACGAUCUGUCAGUGUUCUCCAAUCUGGAGACCAUACAGGGCCGGACCCUCUUCAGAGGAGCAAGCUCAAAAAGGGGUUACGCCCUGCUGGUGAUGAAGAUUCCCUCGCUGACGUCGCUGGGGCUGCGGUCCCUGCGUCAGAUCAAUGAUGGCAGCGUGUACAUCACGGGGAACAAGCAGCUGUGCUUCUACGACACCAUCAUCUGGAGCCGCCUCUUCAGUGGCCACCGCAGCCAGAUCAGAAAAAGGCAGAAGAACCUGGACAUCAAGGAGAACCGGCCCGAAGAGCAGUGUGCUGCUGAUGGGUAUGUGUGUGACCCCCUGUGCUCGUCUGAGGGCUGUUGGGGCCCGGGGCCCGAUCAGUGUUUGUCCUGUCAGAACUUCAGCAGAGGGGGAGUGUGUGUGGAUGAGUGUAGGUCCCUCUUUGGAGAGGGCCGUGAGUUUGUUGGACUAAAUGGGGAGUGUAUGCCGUGCCAUUCUCAGUGUCAAGUUCAGGAAGGACAGCCCACAUGCACUGGCCUGGGAGCUGAUAAGUGUGAAGUGUGCGCCAGCCUGAAGGACGGUCCACACUGUGUGUCGAUAUGCCCCAAGGGAGUGAUGGGGGAUAAGGGCCUAAUCUUUAAAUACCCCAGCACCCAGAGGAGCUGUGAGCCCUGCCAUCACAACUGCACCCAGGGAUGCACAGGGCCUAAACUGAAACAUUGUCUACGAUCGGUAUCUAACCUACCAGUGACGGGUAUAGUGCUGGGUGUUAUAGCAGCUGUGGUGGUGGCCUUGUCAGUCUUUGUUAUGGUCAUGAUUUAUCGUCGCAACCUUUCCAUCCGACGCAAGCGGGCCAUGAGGAGAUACCUUGCGAGAGGAGAGAGCUUCGACCCAUUGGAACCUGGGGAGAAAGGUGCUACGGUUCAUGCUCGUGUGCUAAAACCAUCAGAGCUACGGAAGAUCAAACUGCUGGGCACUGGGGUGUUUGGCACAGUACAUAAGGGGAUAUGGAUACCAGAGGGCGACACAGUGAAGCUCCCGGUAGCCAUAAAGACUAUUAAUGACCGAAAUGGCAGACAGAGUUUCCAUGAGGUCACAGAUCACAUGCUGGCAAUCGGUAGCCUGGACCACCCUUACAUUGUGAGGCUUUUAGGCAUCUGUCCAGGUGCCAGUCUGCAACUGGUUACUCAGCUCAGUCCCCAGGGGUCUUUACUGGAACACAUUAGGCAGAGACGGGACAGCCUGAACCCACAAAGAUUGCUCAACUGGUGUGUGCAGAUUGCCAAGGGCAUGUAUUACCUUGAGGAGAAACGCAUGGUUCACCGAAAUUUGGCAGCCCGGAAUGUUCUGCUAAAGAGUGAUUACCAGGUCCAGAUUGCCGAUUAUGGCUUAGCAGACCUGUUGUUUCCAGACGAUAAAAAGUAUGUCUACAACGAGGCCAAGACACCUAUCAAAUGGAUGGCCUUAGAGAGUAUCUUAUUCCGCCGCUACACUCAUCAAAGUGAUGUCUGGAGCUAUGGUGUGACUGUGUGGGAAAUGAUGUCAUAUGGGGCCGAGCCAUAUGCAUCGAUGCGACCACAGGAGGUACCAGACCUUCUGGAAAAGGGGGAACGUCUGACCCAGCCCCAAAUCUGCACCAUAGAGGUCUACAUGGUCAUGGUCAAAUGCUGGAUGAUAGAUGAGAAUGUGCGACCCACCUUCAAAGAACUAGCCAAUGACUUCACACGCAUGGCAAGAGAUCCUGCUCGUUACCUGGUCAUUAAGGGGGAUCAUCAUUUGCCCGAUUCUGCGCCUGAUGAGCCCUUCCAGGGAGGGACAGAGCUGGAUGUCCUCAGGGUUAGACGGGAUGAUCAGGAGGAGGAGAUCAUAGAUGAUGAGAGAGUUCCAACUUCCCUGUACUUGUCAGCGUCCAGGAGCCAGUCCCGUUCUCUUCUUCGGGCAGAGAGCAUCAGGGCCGGUUCAAGCCCUCCUGGUUAUCUACAAAUGACCCCUGGUGGAGAUAGUCAUAGCCAGGCAGCAUGGGCAUCCCGCGCUCGCCUGAACUCUGCCCGCACGGUGUCCGAGUCCUCAGAGGGGCGAGGCACCAUGGUUGAGGUGGAGGUGGAGAUGACCGAGGACUUUCCAUUCCACGGCAGUCUGAGGAGGGCGCGUCAUCGUGAAGACAGUGCCUACAUGUCACAGAGAGACAGCCUAUCAGGACUGCAGGACACGCCCAUCCCUGACACACCCUCUCCAAAGACAGAUGGGGAGGAGGACCAAAAUGAAUAUGUCCUGCCUGGGCACCUGCAUAGCCCUGAGAGAGACACCCUACUUUCAUCCAGGGAGGAGUACGAAUACAUGAACAAACCGAGCUUCUCUGCCAGGCCAAAUCGGGAACGCCGCCGCCGGCUUCCAUCUGACAGUAGCUACAGGUCACCAGGCUCCCGCCAUACAGCCAAAAGGUCAUCCAUUGAGGGUUCGGAGAGCAGCGGGGCAGUGUCCCAGUUCUCCACGGACGACCAGAGUCGAAGUGAGGACGAGGAACUCCGAGACGGCGGAUUCCUGAACUAUGAAGGCGAGUACGUGGACCCAGAGGAGGAGCAGCAGGCAGCAGAAUACGAGUACAUGGACGUGCGGAAUGUCGGCAAACCAGAGGCAAACACGGGCCCAACUGGCCCCCUUAAAUUUGACUUCCCAAACGCAGGGGCCAGGGUGGAACUCACGCCAACCAUUGAAACAGACUGGUUAGAGGAUGAUGGCGAUGACGAAUAUGUAGAGGAGGACUACCAGUACAUGAACAGGCAGACAAAGCUGAAAGGGAAGCUGGCGGGAAAAGCGGGGUUGGCCUCAAAGGGGUUGAGGGGGGGCAAAGGGGAUGCGUGUGAAUACGAGGAGAUGGAGCGUCUUAGCGUUGGUGCCGCAGCUGGAGCAGGAGAACCUGUGGAGUACCAGAACAUCCAGAGUGAGGAGGAUGAAGGUGGAGCGACACCCACGGCUGAGGAAGAGCCAGAACCUUGUCAACUCGCAGGAGUUGGCCCAUUGGUUAAAGUGCGGGCAGGAGUUGGGGUCGGGGAGCAGGGGGGAGAUCAGUCCUUUGACAACCCAGACUACUGGCACAGCAGACAGUUCAACAAAGCCAGCCCUGUGCGUACAUAGAUGAAGAUGUGAACAAGAGACAGAAGAGUGUACCAUGUCUUUGUGAUUAUGUACUUACAGGCAUACGGUUGAUAUGCGUGUGUGUGUGUGUGUUUGUGUGUGUGUGAGUUUGUGUGUGUGUGUGUGUGUGUGAGGGGGGGGGUAUGUGUGUGUGUUAGAGAGAGAGAGAGAGAGAAUAGCUUAAAAGGGAAAACAAAGAUCAAAAGAAAACUCUUCAAACAAAGUUUACAAAAAUAUAUAUUUUUUAACUUGGCACAAACCGUGAUUCUUUCAUAAAAAAGAGUAGAAUUUAUAUAGACAAAUGAAUUGUCAAGUCAUGCCACACUGAGCCUGAAAUAAAAGCAAUCUACCUACACAACCUGGUGUGGGAAGAGCCAUAGACAAGACAUUGAGACAAGAGUAGAUGGUGCCCAGAUGGUGAGUGUAUGUUUUGUUUGAGUCUGAAGAAAGUGCCACAGUCAUUUGGGAAGAGCUAUAAAUAUUGUUGUAUGUACAAUCUAUAUGUAAUGUAUUAUGCAGGCAAAAGUAGCAAUCAGUCAAUUUAGCACCACCUUUAGGAUAGUGCAAUCAAUUAACCUCUCAGGUUCAUACAGCUUCAAUCAGUCUAUGUUUACAAUGUCUACUAUCUGCAAACUGUGGUACAUGUUAGUUAGUUAAAAUCAUCUCACACUUGGGAAAUAUUUGGAUUAUCCAAUGACAAGGGCUACAAUUCAUCAAAUGAACCAUAUAAUGCAAACCUUUGUUUUUCAUUCAUAACUGUUCAUUUUCACAGUGAGGUAUAAGGACAGAUGAUGUAUAUUAUCUUCCUAUGUCAAUAAUGAUUCAGGGUAUCUGUUACUUUAUACUCAUCUAUGAUGCUUCCUGUAUUGGAAUUUUUUUUUUUUUUUUUACAUUUUGAGUGUAUUUCCUUGUAAAGCACAGUUUGUAGCCUAUAAAAUGGCCAGCUAACAAGCUAACAAUUUUGCUCACUUAUCAAGACAGAUGGUGUAUUUUUCUGUACUAUAAUAGUAUCACUCAUUGGUGGAUCUCAGUGUUUUAUUUCUUUUUAAAUAAACAAUCAAAUAAAUGUA
Messenger RNA from Clupea harengus (Atlantic herring), 6036 nucleotides. RefSeq names its product erb-b2 receptor tyrosine kinase 3a (gene erbb3a). Gene Ontology annotation, cellular component: plasma membrane; signaling receptor complex; basal plasma membrane. Gene Ontology annotation, molecular function: neuregulin binding; neuregulin receptor activity; protein tyrosine kinase activity. NCBI's taxonomy places the organism in Eukaryota, Metazoa, Chordata, Actinopteri, Clupeiformes, Clupeidae. The record is from RefSeq and is a predicted model, not a curated record. Gene Ontology annotation, biological process: protein phosphorylation; multicellular organism development; negative regulation of apoptotic process.